CCUUGGAAUAACAGUCUGUGAACUUGGGAACUUCCUGUAAACAAUGAGAUGAUUCUCUAUAAAGAGCAAAGCAACGGGAGGCAUAAGGUGUUUGAAACAUGAAUAUGACAAAGAACGUUCAAUGCAUCAUAUUAAUUACAGGUAAACCUAUAUAUUGAAGUAUGGAAGCUGAAGACCGAAUAGGAAUUCUGAAAUUUGUUUUAAUGGUUAUCAGUGGUAUCUUUGUGAUACUUGGGAUCGCCAUUUUUGGGUGUGGAGUGUGGAUUUUAUUUGACAAAAGCAAUUUCAUUGCAAUUAUUAGCAAUGAGGAUUCUGUGAGAUUCCUUUCUGGGGGGUUUUUUGUUAUUGGCCUGGUCGUGGCUGCCAUCAGUCUCAUUGGGUGCCUCGGAGCAUUAAAGGAAGUCAGGUACUUUUUAUUACUGUACAUGGGUGCUUUAAUUGUCAUCCUCUUAGGUCAAGGUUUACUCACAAUUAUUCUUCUAAUAAAAGGAAAAGAGAUUACCAAAACAUUAUCAGACGAAGUUGAUAAAAUAAUUAUGGAUUAUGGUAAUGGUACAAACAGGGAAAUGGAAAUCAAAUGGAACAUUCUAGACACCAUGCAGCUUUAUUGGACAUGCUGUGGAAGAACCAACUACACUCAGUGGGAAAACAACAGCUACAUAAAAUCAUGCAUAGAAUGGGAGGUGUAUCCCUGCUCAUGCUUUAACACCACUAGCUGUCCAUUCCUGUCUGAGGACCCCUCCCAGAGGUUUGGUAAAGGCGAAAAGGUGUUUAACGUGGGCUGCCAGACACACAUGGAGGAGUGGAUAUACCAAAAUGGAUUGGUGAUGCUAGGCAUGGACUUAGGACUGGUCCUCAUUCAGGUGUUCUUGAUUGUGAUCUGUGUCUACUUGUUUCGAAGCUUGGCACAGAAAGCGAAAAGCUAGUGUCCAGAGCUGGGCUGACAGGAGCCGGCGCAGCAUUCAUGCUGAGAGAAGAAAAAUAAAAGCCGUUCUUGACAUUUCAAGCUGUAGACUUGACAUCAGUUAUUCUCCUAUUCUUUUAUUUACUUUAAAUGCAAAAUUCCACUAUCUAUGCUAGUUUAAUUACAUAAUCAAUGUAAAAUUCAUUUUAAUUUUGCAAUUAUCCUGGUUUAUAGCAAAUGUGGUUGAGUGCAAAAGCAAGAUUUAAAUGUGUAUAUCCCCAUUUAAAAUGCAUUGUAAGAAUUGAAGUUGUAAGAGAAUGGUGUGACGUUUGACCAAAAAGCUGGAAUAACAGUGUGGAAAUUAAAAAUAUUUCACGUGC
This is a messenger RNA of Paramormyrops kingsleyae, 1284 nucleotides long. Its product is annotated as tetraspanin-19. The record is from RefSeq and is a predicted model, not a curated record. Gene Ontology annotation, cellular component: plasma membrane. Lineage: Eukaryota; Metazoa; Chordata; Actinopteri; Osteoglossiformes; Mormyridae.